Molecule: messenger RNA, 657 nt
Organism: Cicer arietinum (chickpea)
Lineage: Eukaryota; Viridiplantae; Streptophyta; Magnoliopsida; Fabales; Fabaceae
Product: large ribosomal subunit protein uL24y-like
Biological process (GO): translation
Cellular component (GO): large ribosomal subunit; ribosome
Molecular function (GO): RNA binding; structural constituent of ribosome
Source: RefSeq, a predicted model, not a curated record
AGGGUAAGGUAACCAAAUCUGAAACCCUAACCCUAAUCCCUCAUUAGUGAGAGAGAGAGAGAGAGAGAGAGAAGAUGAAGUUCAAUCCAAGAGUUUCAAGCAGCCGCCGCAAGAGCCGAAAGGCACAUUUCACAGCACCAUCAAGCGUCCGCCGCGUCUUGAUGAGCGCGCCUCUCUCCGGCGAUCUCCGAUCCAAAUACAACGUCCGAUCCUUACCGGUCCGAAAGGACGACGAAGUUCAGGUCGUUAGAGGAACAUUCAAAGGACGCGAAGGAAAAGUUGUUCAGGUUUAUCGUAAAAAGUGGGUGAUUCACAUCGAACGCAUAACAAGAGAAAAAGUUAACGGUUCAACAGUCAACGUUGGAGUCAACCCUUCUAAAGUUGUUAUCACUAAACUCCGUUUGGAUAAGGAUCGUAAGUCGUUGCUUGAUCGCAAGGCAAAGGGUCGUGCUGCUGCUGAUAAGGAAAAGGGUACUAAGUUUGCUCCUGAAGAUAUCAUGCAAACCAUUGAUUGAUUAGGGUUUUUAUUUUAUUGUUAUAACUAGUUUUGUUUUUAUUGUUGGAUCUGAAAGGAUCGAAUUGAGUAUUUUGUGAACUUUAAGUUUUGUGUUUUAAUUUAAUGAAUGAAAUGAAAUGUUUUUACAUUAUCAUUGGUAA